Biomphalaria glabrata is the source of this 2435-nucleotide messenger RNA. RefSeq lists its product as uncharacterized. The transcript is spliced from 2 exons. The coding region runs from base 497 to 1780 and encodes 427 amino acids. The record is from RefSeq and is a predicted model, not a curated record. Lineage: Eukaryota; Metazoa; Mollusca; Gastropoda; Planorbidae.
GAACCAGUAAAUAGAUUUCUAGCCACGAAAUGAACAUUUUUUCUUAGUGUCUCUGAAUGCAGACCGUUAUCCAAGCUACACUGUUAAUUGUAAGCAUGAAAUCAGCUCUCGAUAUGAGCCGUGUGGUCUGUUUAAAAUAAACAAAGAUUUAUAACUUGAUCUGAAAUGUUGAAACGGGUGACUCUGAAUCAAAAGAAAAAAAAAUAUCAUAGCCUGCAAUCCAUAGAUCUAUAUGCAUAUAUUGAAAGGACAAGGGAAAAAAGUUAAACCAAAUCAAUCUAGGAGAGAGCCAAUGGAUUAUGUGUACGGGCAAUGUCUGUAUAUAACAACGUGACACUUUUGUUUGUGCCUAUCUGUGUGGCGUCUGUGCCGUUAUUUCUGACUAAAACAUUGAAUGAAGUGGUAAGCUCUAAAGUAGUUCAACUUCUGAUACCUUUAUGUUCGUUGGGAACUUAUGGCGAUGCUUCCUUUGUAAUGGAUCGAUUCUGAGUUGUCAAUGGCGUCCUACUGGAGAUCACCUUACAACAAACCAAAUCUAACUAGCAAAAAACAAGACAGCAACCUACCAGCUCAUUCUGAUUACGAAGAUUACAGUAGGAUGACUAACAUAGAGAACGUGGCGAGAUUUCAUUGGCUGGGUUAUGGUGCAACGUACUCAGCAUACAGAACUACACACUCCGCCAUCACUAGGCAGAGCAGCUCUCAGAUUAAAGGGAUUCUCAAAUCACCAAGUGAGCAAGAUGUGAAUGACUAUGAAAAGAUGAGCCUGUACUCAACUUCGAACCUUUCCAGUUUGGGAACCUCGGCGCAUUCUAAAAAGGACAAGAAGAAAGUAACUUUCGUCGAAAAGAGUUCGGAAGAUGAUGAUUCCCCCUCAGGUGUCUCAAACCUUCAAGAGACGAACAUCUCCUCCACGUACCAGCCUAAGCUAAAGUUGAGCCAGACUCUGGAUGAAUCCACUAAAUACAAUCUCAAGAAACUAUUAGGACAUUACAGUGCCACUAACUGGCCGAGUGUUCGUGGAAAGGUAACACUAGUUAAGAGUCCAGCCCAGAGUCCAUCGAAUACCAAUGGUCAAUGUAGACAUAGUGCUCACUUAAAGUGUUCUUGGUGUUUCAAGAAAAACUCAGAAGAUAAAACCAACAAAGAAUUACUUGGCGACUGGCCAGUAACUAAUGAUUCUAAUAGCGCGAAAAAUGACACGGAACAUAGUGAAAUAUCUCCAACGUAUAAAAACUCAAACAUUAGUGUCAAUGAUCCGAACGCUUCAGGGCUUCGGGAUGCUGAGUCACCAGUAAAAACCUCGGAACAAGGUUUUUAUCAAACCCCGCAAGCUUAUAGGCCGUGGUCUAAGACAUUGGCCUAUUUACCACAUAGAAAAAGCUCUUUUACAUUUCAAAACGAUAAUUCCAACCAAUCAACCCAGGAUUCUCCAGCAUCACCACCACAACAGAGCUUUGAAGUUUUAUCUAAACUGACCGUCACAACGGAUGGUAAAAUUAGGCCCGUCAAGACAGACCCCGCAGAAAACAUUCAUUUAUUACACAAGAUUGCCAAUUAUCCGAGAACUGAAAGCUACGUAGUUCAUAGCUUUAAACUGAACCAGAAUAAACCAUCCACAAAAGUUGUCAACAAAGGAAUAACUACUGAACUGCCCAAAGAUUUGCUGUUUCCAAAAUUUACUUUUACAAAACAAUGGACAUUUCCAAAAUCAAGAGAGAACGAAGAUCAGACUGUGAGUGUAACAAUGGUAUCUAACACUUCCACGACCAAUGUAUGAUUGAAAACAUUUGGAUACCGGUACAUUGCUACUUCCCAGAAGUUUGGAUUGAAACUGUGCAUCGUGUUUGCAUCUAAAUCUUACAGUAUUUUGUUUCAUGUUAAAAGGUUUCUUAAACACUAGCUGGAUGCUGGGGUUAAAGGUUUGGUAUGCUUUAAUAAUGAACCAGCAAUUAAUUAAACAAUAAUAAUGUCUGAAACCGUAUUAAACACUGCAUACUUGCUAAUAUCAAGUCAAUUACAUUAUGUCAACCUGUGAUUUUAAAUAUCUAGCGAUGGUACCAAGUUAAACCAAUAUAAAAUAAAUGCUUGUUAAAUCAAUUCUUUGGGUCAGAUUGCAAUGGUGUUCAUUAGUUAUAUUUGUCAUAACAUGUUUUUUUUUUCAUUUAAAUUGAGAAUUACUGUAUGAUUUUCACUAUGCAUGAAAUCUUAAAAAGAUAAAUAAAAGAUAUUAUUAUAAUAUAAUUUCUUUCUUUUUUAUGAAUAAUUUAAACACUAUGUGGCCCAAAAGCAAGUGGUUAGUAAAGGGGGACAAACACUUCGCUUUUCCAUUGCUUGUUGUCUUGAUUGCCGGAAUAUUUUUCUUGUUUAACUCUUACUGUGCCAUUAACUCACACAAUCCUAUACUCUUAAGCGAGCAAUUCUUGUAUGUAUGU